This is a messenger RNA of Eremothecium cymbalariae DBVPG#7215, 396 nucleotides long. RefSeq names its product 40S ribosomal uS8 domain-containing protein (gene RPS22B). NCBI's taxonomy places the organism in Eukaryota, Fungi, Ascomycota, Saccharomycetes, Saccharomycetales, Saccharomycetaceae. The record is from RefSeq and is a predicted model, not a curated record. Gene Ontology annotation, cellular component: cytosolic small ribosomal subunit; ribosome. The transcript has 3 exons. Gene Ontology annotation, molecular function: structural constituent of ribosome. Gene Ontology annotation, biological process: translation. Bases 1 to 396 code for a protein of 131 amino acids.
AUGGUGGCUCGUACUUCUGCUUUGGCUGACGCUUUGAACGCUAUUAACAACGCUGAAAAAACCGGAAAGCGUCAGGUUUUAAUUAGACCUUCCUCCAAGGUUAUCAUCAAGUUUUUGCAAGUUAUGCAGAAGCAUGGCUACAUUGGUGAAUUUGAAUACAUCGAUGAUCACAGAUCUGGUAAGAUUGUUGUUCAAUUGAACGGUAGAUUAAACAAGUGCGGCGUCAUCUCUCCAAGAUUCAACAUCAAGAUCAACGAGGUCGAAAAGUGGACUGCUAACUUGCUACCAGCUAGGCAGUUUGGUUACGUCAUUUUGACAACUUCUGCUGGAAUUAUGGAUCACGAAGAAGCUCACAGGAAACACGUUGCCGGUAAAGUGUUGGGUUUCGUGUACUGA